Molecule: messenger RNA, 750 nt
Organism: Mollisia scopiformis
Lineage: Eukaryota; Fungi; Ascomycota; Leotiomycetes; Helotiales; Mollisiaceae
Exons: 6
Coding region: 1-750 (249 amino acids)
Source: RefSeq, a predicted model, not a curated record
AUGGGGGAAAGGUUCCUUUUGGGCGAUAAUGCCAAGGAACUUUUCCCUCGCUCCGAUAAUCAAAGCAAGAGGAGGACGCCAACAACCAUCGCCAAGAUCCUCGAGAAUUCAUCUAAGUGCAUUACGAGUUGGGGUGUUAGGUUCCUCUCGGUCGAUUAUGCUGUAAACCGUCUGUCUCAAUUCGAUAGCGGAACUACCAUGGCUGCUCAAGAGUACGAAGAGGAUGGAGAAAAAGGGCUGUUCAGCAAUCCCGCAAAGAACCCCGACUCACAUGUCGGCCCCUACGUCUUCAUUCUCGCCCAAACAUUGCUCGGCGUGUCCCGAGGAGGAAACCAAGGUUGUUCAUCACAACAAGCUCAAGCCCUUCUGGCAUUCUUCUUGGCUACAGCCAAGAAUCCUCAAGUCAUGAUUCUUAAAGUCGACGAUGCCAGAGCAUCUGGAAGCAACUUGGUUGUUCAUCACAAUAAGCUCAAGCCCUCGUGGCAUUCUUCUUGGCUACGGCCAAGAGCCAAAGUCAUCUCCAUAGUAAUCCGAGAGAUUGAGAUCGGCUUCGAAAGAUAUGUUUCUAUCCACUUCGCAGCGGACAACAUCAAUUCGUUCGAAGCCGACCUGAAUCUCUCGGAUUACUACGGAGUGCAACUAAUCGAGCCACGAACGACAAAGAAAGUUACUGUAGGCAAUUUCGAGGAUCCAGUUGUCAAGCAAUCUUUGAUGGCUCGACCAAGCCCGUCUUUGCUUACAGCUUCUUGA